UUUACUAUUGCAUCGCUCCUCGGGUUUUUCGCGUAAAUUCCAGGAUUUAACUGAAUUUUAGUGCCCCAAAAAUGUCUUCGCAGCAAGAUCGAUGCUACGUCGCCUUGCUGGGCCUCGCCGAAUACUUCCGCACCGCAAAUCCGCCGAAUAUUCGGCAAGCGAUCCAGUGUCUGCAGGCAUUGUUUACCUUUUCGCCUCCGCUGAAGAUGGAAGCCCGCACACACUUCCAGCUCGGCCAAAUUCUCAUGAACUACACGAAAAACACGGAUCUCGCCAAGAGUCACCUCGAAAAGGGCUGGCACAUUGCGGAAAAUCUCAGUCAAUUUGACGACAAAUUCGAAAUUGCGACGCUCCUCUCGUCGCUGUACCUGCAGGAAGAUCAAAGUGGCGCCGCGAAAGUCGUGCUGCGAAAAGCACUCGAACUGAGUCAACAUAAUGUGCAGUGGCACUGCAAGCUGCUGUUUCAGCUGGCGCAAAUCCAUGCAAACGAUAAGGAAUACUCGCCGGCAGCAACGUUGCUAGCUGUCGGAGUCGAUACGUGCGACGACACGAGCACGGCCUACCUCAAGACGCUCUUCCUGCUGAGUCGAGCGAUGAUUCUCAUGAUCGAGCGGAAGAUACAGGAGGUGCAUGCGACGCUGAAUCAGGCCGUACUCAUUAUCGACAAUUCCAUUCAGAAUAUUCACCUGAAGGAGCAUCUCAAGUUGUUUUUCCUCACGCUGCAAGUGCUGCAUUAUCUCCAGACGGGUCAAGUGAAGACAGUGAAAAGUAGUUUAAAGCAGCUGCAACAGAGCAUUCAGACGAUUAUGGCACCGAAUUGGCCUUCGGACGAGCAGAUUUUUGGACAGGCGCCGAUGGAGUGCUUUAUGUGGCUACCGAAAGACUUGAAUAUCGUGCUUGUGUAUUUAGUCACUGUGUGGCAUUCGAUGAUGGCAGGGUACAUGGACAAGGCGCAAAAGUAUACGGAAAAGGCCCUCAAUCAUAUCGAGUUCCUAAAAUCGCAAGAUAACAAACCAAUUCUGGCUGUCUUUCAAAUCAUCUUGCUGGAACACAUCAUCAUGUGUCGUCUCGUGAUGGGCAACAAAUCACUCGCCAUUCAGGAAAUCGGUCUAGCAAAAGAUGUGUGUCUCUCGAACAAAUCCAUCCUUCGACGGCAUUCCCCGCAACUGCAUUGCCUCCUCGGACUGUACGCCAUGUCAAUUUCCUUCUUCAACAACGCCGAAAAGCAAUUCCAGAUCUGCAUUCAGGAAACGCAAGAACGCGACUUGAAACUCUUCGCAAACCUCAAUUUGGCAAUCGUUUACUUGCGAACGCACCGCGAACAGGAAUUACAGCAACUUUUGCAACAAGUGCAGUCGGACACGUCUGCGAGUCAAUCGAACAAUAGUCAAGCGUUAAUUGGGAGUUUUUACUACGUGCAAGGCCUCAACGCUUUUCACAAGAAUUCCAUUCACGAAGCCAAGAGAUUUCUGCGGGAAACGCUGAAAAUGGCGAAUGCCGAGGACCUGAAUCGACUGACGUCGUGUUCGUUGGUGCUGCUGUCGCACGUUUUCCUCAGCAUCGGAAAUUUCCGCGAAAGUAUGAACAUGGUGACGCCCGCGCUGCAGCUGGCAUCCAAAAUUCCCGAUAUUAAUGUGCAACUUUGGGGCACGGCGAUCUGCAAGGAGCUCUACAUGAUCCAGAAAGAGCGCACAAACGAAGAAGAUGCGUACAAAAAACACCUUUCGUUCUCGCAAAACUUACUCAACGACCAAUAUCGCGCGAUAAACCAGCAAUCGGAGCACCGUUUGAUCAAUUGGUACACGGGAGAUCCGCCACCACCAAUCCACGGGCAACAGGCGCCGCAGCAAUCCAUCGCCAGUACGAGCAUGCAAGACUUUGGACAGUUUGGUGUCGCGCAGUAACUUAAAAAAAUUUUACCUAGAGAUAAGAUUCGGUUUUAUUCUAACGAUUAGGGUUUUCUUAAAUGAUUGAUUGUACAAUAAAAGUGUAGGUAUUUUGUAUUCCUUA
Culicoides brevitarsis is the source of this 2010-nucleotide messenger RNA. It is a transcript of the gene Mau2, whose product is annotated as MAU2 chromatid cohesion factor homolog. Gene Ontology annotation, biological process: maintenance of mitotic sister chromatid cohesion; mitotic sister chromatid cohesion. The transcript has 2 exons. Gene Ontology annotation, cellular component: SMC loading complex; chromatin. The record is from RefSeq and is a predicted model, not a curated record. Lineage: Eukaryota; Metazoa; Arthropoda; Insecta; Diptera; Ceratopogonidae. Gene Ontology annotation, molecular function: double-stranded DNA binding; protein binding. The coding region runs from base 72 to 1904 and encodes 610 amino acids.